Messenger RNA from Antechinus flavipes (yellow-footed antechinus), 9453 nucleotides. RefSeq names its product EPH receptor A4 (gene EPHA4). Gene Ontology annotation, molecular function: transmembrane-ephrin receptor activity; protein binding; ATP binding. The record is from RefSeq and is a predicted model, not a curated record. Gene Ontology annotation, cellular component: neuron projection; plasma membrane. The coding region runs from base 2909 to 5869 and encodes 986 amino acids. The transcript has 18 exons. NCBI's taxonomy places the organism in Eukaryota, Metazoa, Chordata, Mammalia, Dasyuromorphia, Dasyuridae. Gene Ontology annotation, biological process: protein phosphorylation; cell surface receptor protein tyrosine kinase signaling pathway; axon guidance.
CCAUCUUCUUUCUUGCCCUAUUUUUAGGAGUCUGGCUGUUAAAGCACUUUUUUUUUUCUGCAUUGGAACAAUGCAGCAAUAUACAGGGGAAUUUUAAGCAGCUGAUUUCUGACCUCAAGCACAAAGCUGUUUCAAAGAGGAGUAGUUAUGUUCCAGAUCUUCUUCCAGGCAGGGCUCUUGGCCCUUCAAAUUAUUAAGCUGUGAUGGGACUUCAAAAUGAAAAAAGAAUCAGAAAACGAAAAAAGUCACUCAGUGUAUCAUAGUUAAAUGAUGCAUUGGUUUCAGGCAGCUGUGACUGGAAAGGCUUCCUUUAAUAUUCUGGGAGCAUAUUCCUAAAAAUCAAUACAUGUUUGAGAAAUUUCCCUGAUUUUUUAAGGAUUCAGGCAGGCGCCUAUGGCCCACUUCAAACAAAUACACAUAGGCAAAAAUAGCAAUGCUCAUCAGGAGAGAUAGCACACAACCGUUGGAAAAAAAAUCUAGUGUUGGUUAAUGUUGAGUGAGCCCAGGAAAAUCCAUUAUCUUUGUCCCCCAAACCUUGGAGGGAGUUUAAGGGAACCCAGAAAUGUUUUUCCCCAAGAAAGCUUUUCUAAAAGGCUUUUUCUUUGCUUAAAGUUGGUAUUUAUUUCCCCUCUAACAAUGAAAUUAAUAAUCAGAGCAACUAGAUUUGAAGGUCACUGGAAUAUAAACCCCUUUCUCCAACCUACCCUUGGCUAGCUGAAUACACAGAGCCAAUCUCUAUUCCAUGCCAGCUCAAGAAGGGAGAGGAAGGGGAUGGGGCAGCAGGUCUUUAGAGCAAGUGGGCUCGUAUAUGACUCUCCACGGGAAACCGAGGCUGCUUCAGUGGAAAGGGGCUGUCCAAGGAUUUCAGCCCCUAAAGGUUUAGCCAGACGCUGAAACAAGGCAGGCUCUAGCUGGCUCGCUCUCCUUUCUCUGCGUGCUGCCCCUCUCCCCAUUCACAUGUAGAGAUCACACUUUAAAAAGAGAAUAGCUAGCUGCCACUCGGAACGAAUCCUCCUUUUUUCAUUUCGUUGAGUUUCUCCUUCAAAUGCUUGCCCGUUAUUAUUAUAAGCUUUUCUUGGGGCCCUGGGCUGUACAGAUUGCGGCGGAAGGUUGUGGGGCAGAAAGAUGCCCUCCUGGAGCGAAAGACCCUUCCUUCUCCAUUGAUUUGUCACACUGACGUCUUUGUCUGGACCCCCGCCUCCUCCCCUUUUCCUCUUUUCACUUCACUCACUUCGCCCGCUCUCGCCGCCUGGGUCUGUAUUUUCCCAGAAGGUGGCGCUAUUGGUUUAAAAUGAGCCGCAGCCGCUCGGGCUAGAACCUAAGCCAGCACCCAGGGCUGCUGCCCUCCGGGGGUUAGCGGUGACUGUUUUUUAAGCUCCGGAGGAAAUCCCUGAGGGAAAAAAAAAAGAAAAAGAAAAAGGAGGAGGGGCAGCUAGAGGAGGAGACAGAGAGAAAAGAAACAUAACUGCGAAAAAUCCUGGAAAGUUAAUGCAUCCCCAGAUCUUGCCCUCCAUGCGUGCCCUACCCCCACUAACCCCGACCCUUCUCCAUCCUCCAAAAACAGGCCAAGAAAAAUUGGCGCUGGGAAGUGGAAUCAAUGGACAAUACUUAUGUGAUCUCGACCUUGUCACCGCGUUGAAAUGUGCCAGGUACUUUUUUUAAGGAAACAGAAGAAAUCCCUCAGAGGACUUUCUCCCCAGACAGAAAGACUUUCCUUUUUUUUUUUUUUUUUUCCUUUUAAAAAGUGAUUGGGUGAUGAGAGGGUGGAGUAGGGUAAGAGAAUUUAGUCUUUGAAACCUGACCCUUUCAUGUACACCAGCAUCUUCAUUCAGAGGAUCCAGGUUUUUGCAUUUCUUUAUUCUCAAAUCAUGUAGAUUAGGGGGACUGCUGACUCUCCCUUUUCUCUGUUGUUAAUUCAUUUUCCUGGAACUUCACCUGAGAAAAGGAGGCGAAAGAGGUAGAGCACUGCCAAACACAGGCGGGUAAUAGUCGGUUUCCUAUAUAUCUUUGAAUUUUAUCCUAUUCUUUUAAUCACCCUGAAGCACCCCCUCUCGCCCCCUGCACCCCAUUAUCGAUACUUAGAAGGUAAUCGUCGUCCCCGUUUCUGACUCUUUCCUUAACUGGUUAGAUGAGAUAGAGCCCUUCAGAGAAAAGGUAGUGUGUGGAAGAAAAGGUUAUUGAAUUGUAAAGGAGAGGUGAGAACUGUUCGUUUAUCCCCUAACACAAGUCCUAGAUCUGUUUUAAACUCAGCAAAUUGAAAGGACCACGUAGAAAAGAAACAUCAAGGAAGAGCUAGGUAUAAAGGGAUGGUGGUGGUGGUGGUGGUGAGAGGGCAUGAAAAUAUAAAACAUUUUUCAGGGACCUCAUUUUAUUGGUGGAAGUGGGCCCCUACUCUUCUUCCUCUUCAAUUAAGACACCAUUUUCAAGACCAACAGCUCCCUUUUUCGUACUCGCGGGGUUUUGACUCCUAUUUUAGGUAGUUAGUGACUGAGGACCCAAGAGCUGGAGGAUCUUAAAGAUGUCCCCGGCCCCCAGCCAUUUAUACUCCACCAUCCUCACCCUCUAGCCGAAAUGAGCUAGCUAGAGGACAGGAUUGAUACUCCAGAUUAUAGAAGCAGCUCCGGAGGCGGAGAGUCCCCAAUACGUCGGCAUCUCCCGCUGCAGAGACAAGCACCCGGCAAAAUGCAAAAGCGGGAGGAAACCCGAGAAGUGCGGACUUUAAGCAGGGGGCCGGGGCGGAGACGAAGCGGAGCGAUCUCCCUCGCGAUUGGCCGAUCCCUUCAGACUGGCGGCCUGACGUCACUGCUCUCCGCCUCCUUGGCAAUGUCUACAGCCCGCUGCACUCCUAACUUAAGCAUUUAUUCCACUGGGAUAGAACAGGCAAGAGCGGCGCUGCAUCGACAAAAUCAUGGCUGGGAUUUUCUAUUUCAUCCUCUUUUCGUUUCUGUUUGGAAUUUGCAAUGGUGUCACCGGUUCUAGGAUAUAUCCUGCCAACGAAGUUACCUUAUUGGAUUCCAGAUCGGUUCAGGGAGAGCUUGGGUGGAUAGCCAGCCCUUUGGAAGGAGGGUGGGAAGAAGUGAGCAUUAUGGAUGAGAAAAAUACUCCAAUCCGUACUUACCAAGUCUGCAAUGUCAUGGAGUCCAGCCAAAACAACUGGUUACGAACUGAUUGGAUUCCUCGGGAAGGGGCUCAGAGGGUGUAUAUUGAGAUUAAAUUCACACUGAGAGACUGUAAUAGCCUACCAGGAGUUAUGGGAACUUGCAAAGAGACUUUUAACUUGUACUACUAUGAAUCCAAUAAUGACAAAGAACGCUUUAUCAGAGAAAGCCAGUUUGCUAAGAUCGACACCAUUGCUGCUGAUGAGAGCUUCACCCAAGUGGACAUUGGUGAUAGAAUCAUGAAGUUGAACACCGAGAUAAGAGACGUAGGACCACUGAGCAAGAAAGGGUUCUACUUGGCUUUUCAGGAUGUUGGAGCCUGUAUUGCUCUAGUCUCUGUUCGGGUUUUCUAUAAGAAGUGUCCAUUGACAGUUCGAAAUCUGGCCCAGUUUCCAGACACCAUCACUGGGGCUGAUACAUCCUCCCUAGUGGAAGUUCGAGGCUCCUGUGUCAACAACUCAGAAGAAAAGGAUGUGCCAAAAAUGUAUUGUGGGGCAGAUGGUGAAUGGCUGGUACCCAUUGGCAACUGUCUAUGCAAUGCUGGGCAUGAAGAGAGAAAUGGAGAAUGCCAAGCAUGCAAGAUUGGAUACUACAAGGCCCUUUCCACUGAUACUUCCUGUUCCAAGUGCCCUCCCCAUAGCUAUUCUGUCUGGGAGGGAGCCACCUCCUGCACCUGUGACCGUGGCUAUUUUCGAGCAGAUGAUGAUGCAGCUUCCAUGCCCUGCACUCGUCCACCAUCUGCUCCCCUCAACUUGAUUUCAAAUGUCAAUGAAACAUCAGUGAACCUGGAGUGGAGCAGUCCUGAGAACACGGGGGGCCGCCAGGACAUUUCCUACAAUGUAGUAUGUAAGAAGUGUGGUGCUGGUGAUCCCAGCCGGUGUCGGUCCUGUGGCAGUGGAGUUCACUACACGCCCCAGCAGAACGGCCUCAAGAGCACCAAAGUCUCCAUUACAGACCUCCUGGCACAUACUAACUAUACUUUCGAAAUCUGGGCCGUGAAUGGAGUGUCCAGAUAUAGCCCAAGUCAUGACCAGUCGGUUUCAGUUACUGUGACAACGAACCAAGCAGCUCCAUCUUCAAUAGCUUUGAUCCAAGCUAAAGAAAUAACGAGAUACAGCGUUGCAUUGGCUUGGCUGGAACCUGAUCGGCCAAAUGGAGUCAUCUUAGAGUAUGAAGUCAAAUAUUAUGAGAAGGAUCAGAAUGAACGCAGUUAUAGGAUUGUUCGGACAGCCUCCAGGAACACUGACAUCAAAGGCCUGAAUCCCUUGACUUCCUAUGUAUUCCAUGUGAGAGCCCGUACAGCAGCUGGCUAUGGAGACUUUAGUGAGCCCUUUGAGGUGACAACUAACACAGUGCCUUCUCGAAUCAUUGGAGAUGGAACCAACUCCACUGUCCUGCUGGUGUCAGUUUCAGGCAGCGUGGUACUAGUGGUCAUUCUGAUUGCAGCUUUUGUCAUCAGCCGGAGACGGAGUAAAUACAGUAAGGCAAAGCAAGAAGCAGAUGAAGAGAAACAUUUGAAUCAAGGUGUAAGAACUUAUGUUGACCCUUUUACAUAUGAAGAUCCUAACCAAGCUGUCCGAGAAUUUGCCAAAGAAAUUGAUGCAUCCUGCAUUAAGAUUGAAAAAGUCAUAGGAGUGGGUGAAUUUGGUGAAGUGUGCAGUGGGCGUCUUAAAGUACCUGGGAAAAGAGAAAUAUGUGUGGCUAUUAAAACUCUUAAAGCUGGAUAUACAGACAAGCAGAGGAGGGAUUUCCUGAGUGAAGCUAGCAUCAUGGGACAGUUUGACCACCCAAACAUCAUCCACUUAGAAGGCGUAGUCACCAAAUGUAAACCUGUAAUGAUCAUAACCGAGUACAUGGAGAAUGGCUCCUUGGAUGCAUUCCUUAGGAAGAAUGAUGGAAGAUUUACAGUGAUUCAAUUGGUUGGGAUGCUUCGUGGCAUUGGUUCUGGGAUGAAAUAUCUCUCUGAUAUGAGCUAUGUACAUAGAGAUCUAGCUGCCCGGAACAUCUUGGUCAAUAGCAACUUGGUCUGCAAAGUCUCUGACUUUGGCAUGUCUCGUGUUCUUGAAGAUGAUCCUGAAGCAGCUUACACAACCAGGGGUGGCAAGAUUCCCAUCCGGUGGACUGCACCAGAAGCAAUUGCUUAUCGUAAAUUCACAUCUGCAAGUGAUGUAUGGAGCUAUGGAAUUGUGAUGUGGGAAGUGAUGUCUUAUGGAGAGCGACCCUACUGGGAUAUGUCCAACCAGGAUGUUAUAAAAGCUAUCGAGGAAGGCUACCGGCUACCUCCACCAAUGGACUGCCCCAUUGCUCUCCACCAGCUGAUGCUAGACUGCUGGCAGAAGGAAAGAAGCGACAGGCCUAAAUUUGGACAGAUUGUCAACAUGUUGGACAAACUCAUCCGCAACCCUAACAGCCUGAAGAGGACGGGUACUGAGAGCUCCAGGCCCAACACUGCCUUGUUGGAUCCUAGCUCUCCUGAAUUUUCUGCUGUGGUAUCUGUAGGUGAUUGGCUGCAGGCCAUUAAAAUGGACCGGUAUAAGGACAAUUUCACAGCUGCCGGGUACACCACCCUUGAGGCUGUGGUGCACAUGAACCAGGACGACCUGGCGAGAAUCGGCAUCACAGCCGCCACGCACCAGAACAAGAUCUUGAACAGCGUCCAGGCAAUGCGAACCCAAAUGCAACAGAUGCAUGGCAGGAUGGUUCCUGUCUGAGCCAGUACUGAAUAAACUCAAAACUCUUGCAAUUAGUUUACCUCAUCCAUGCACUUUAAUUGAAGACCUGCACUUUUUUUACUUCGUUCUCGCCCUCUGAAAUAAAAAUCUGCAGCAUUGCUUGGUGGAUGGAAUUGCUGAAACUGUGGGGCCUCCACUAUAUAAAUGACAACGUGUCAUUGAAACCAGACCUGGAACAAAUUGUUUCUCAAAAUAUAUUGCCGUCAAUCCACAGUGUGUAAUAUACAUGUACCUAUAUAAAUAUAACAUCACCUCCAACUUUUUGGUGUUGUGUUCGUUGCCAGAUGCUGGGCUUCUACCCACAGCCUUUCUCCUCUCCCCUUGGAAUUACAUCCAUAGUAUUUUAUUUGUGGAAUAAAUCACACUCCUGCAUCUUUCACUGGAAUGAAGAAUUUGCCCAGGAUAUCCUCUACAGACUUGAUCUUGGCUUACAGGGCAUCAUAGAUACUGAGGGAAAAUCUCCGUGAAAAUUACCAUGUGGCUGCUCAGUGCCUCACCAUAGGUGCUUGGCCGGGGCCAGGCUUAAGCUGCCUUGUGGAUUACUGGAAAAGAAAGGAAGAAAGAAAAACAGGGAAAAAAAACAUAACACGCCAAAACCUCUACACAAGAGGUUUGUUUCUUUUCUAGUUGUUUCUGUGCCAUAUAAUAUCUUAUCCUAUGAACGCUUCGGACUUUUUGUAACUACCUUACUGACAGCUGCCUGUGACAAUCUUGGAUUGGCAACUUCCAUACUUCGCUCGUUUUUAGAAGCAACCAAAAAGCGAAAAGGGAAAGUGGAUUCUUUUUUAUUUUCUUUUGGCCUCAUGGCCCUUCCUGAUGAUCAUAUUGACCAUGGGGAAAGAACUUCAAGAAGUCAAACUUGAACUUGAAUCCUUCCAAAUUCCACGGGCCUCCUGCUUCUACCGCACCACUUUGGGAUGAGGCAGAGACACUGGACAAAAGAGCAUUGGUCCCUAAAAAGCAAAAGCAUGUGACUUUCCGAUUUCCUUUUUCACAUUGGAAGAAGACAUCAUCACUACGACCAACACCACCACCAACCUCCUAGGCUCAGCAUCUAUUCUCUCCAGUUUUCACUUUGAGGAAUGUACUGUAUUGAAGCGCUAGCCCUGCAGAGUCCCUGUUUUUCUCCUUGUUUUGAUUUUUAUUUAUACAUAUUUCCAUAGCUCUUUCCUGUAUGUCACUGCUGCAUCUGGAUGAUGGCAAGUGACCCAACACUACAGGUCUUAACAUGGACGCCAAGCCAGGUGCCGCCACGCUGAACAAAGCCAGUUCAUGGGAGCUGCCUAGUAUAUGCAUUGCUGAAGUUACAUUUUACACGAGAUGUGCCAUUGCAGUGAUAUAAAUAUAUUUUUUUUCUAGACUAAAUAAUGAGCUGACUAUCUCUUUUGAUGUGUGUACAUAGGGGUGAGUGUGUAUGUGUGUAUGUAUGUGAGUGAAUGAAUGUGAAUACAGGCAUGUAUGUACAUGUAUUAUCUCAUGCUUAGAACUGCCUAUGGAUGUCUUGGAAAAAGUCCCUCCUGGGACCCUCCUAGGGUACUGUCUUUCCACCACAUCCAAGCUGACGAACAACAUGAGAUAGUGGGUCUGUAGACUAUGUCUUUCCUACUAGCAAGAAAACACAGAAGUGUUAAGUUUCCUGUAUCUCUAAGUGUAUUUUGUAGCUGCCACGCUAACCUUAAUCAAUAAUCCUGCAUCCUGCAGCCUAAGACGGAGGCACUUUCACCUUAGUUACGGAAUGAUUAAUGAAAAAAAAAAGGUCCGUUCAGGUGAUGGAGCAGCCAUCAAUGUUGCUAAUUCUGAUUCGUCGUUCUCAGAAUCACACUUAUUGAAAAAGGGGAGGGGGUGAGAUCUGUAUCUGGUUACCUGAAAUAUAAAACAACAAAAAGCCUAUUUUCCUGCAUAAAUGGACUUGUUAAAUGUGAACAAAUAUAUGCAAUUCUAUACAGUCAGAGCUGCACUCUGACACCAGUGUCAGGUGCUAAGAAGGUUGUGUCCUAUAAUUAAUAGCUUGUCUCCCAACAUCACAAAAAACCACAUACCAGUGAUGUUUGAGGGUACACUCUUGGGUCCAUGUCAAGUAGCUUCGAGCACUUCCAAGUUCCAAAUUUUCAUGGAAAGUUACUUUCAUAAAGGGAAAUAACCUACCAUAAGUUCCUAUGGCCCUCACAAUGGCACCAGCAUCUCGAAUCUGAGGUCUAGAAUGUGAAGAUUGAGUGCUGACAAAAACUACUUGUUCAUGGACGGGAAAUGUAUACCAAACUCCAGCCAAUGUACUGCCAUUCUGUGGAUUCAGUUAUGUGACUGCCAUGCAUGAUGGUUGCAAAGAUUGCUAUAGCAUCAUGUAUCAAGAUAAAGAAAACACAACAAAACAUCACUGACAAGAGGCAAAAUGCUGAAUCUAUGCCCACUAUCUACCAACCUUGAUUGUAUUAAGAUAGGGUGUGGGGCACUGUAAUCUAGAAACUAUAAUAGAGAGUCAAAACUAAUUUUCCUGUAUGUUACCCCUCCUUAGGCCCUUAUUUUUUUUUAAAGGGAAGUGCCUAUAAAUAGAUAUUUGGAGAAUAUUAGUAUAAAUCAUAGGAUGCUCUGAGCAGACUCUCAAAAAUAAGUUUAUUUCCUGAUCUCUAAAAUGAGGGGGGAUUAGAUAAUUGGCCAAAGAAGUCUACUGUGCUAGAGACAGAGAACAGGAUGAAUAAGCCUGUUUUUCCUCCACUUUGUAUCUUCCCUAGAAUCUAGCACAGUGCUUUGCACAUAGUAGGCACUUAAUAAAUGUCUUCUUUUUAAUUGAGUUGAAUCAAUUGUGAUCUGAGUGCUGUCACAAUAUAGCAUGCUCAGAUACCAAAUUACCAUCAAAUCAUGAACAAGGCAGCUUUAAACUCUCUCCUCACCCCAGACCAAAUUAAAUGAUGCCAGUAUUUGUCAGCCAACCCCUUGUUAUCGAAGGAAUUUAUCGAUGGGACACUCUACUAAGCAAACCAGUAUGUUGGGGGUCAGGGGAGGGGGGCAGGGUAGGGGAAGGUUGUGCUCUUGACACUGCUGGUAAAUAUGCUUUGAGAUCUCUUGCUGUAUUCAGUUUAUGAUGGAGAUGUGUAUUAAUGCAUACACUUAUAUCCAUGUAUAUGUUUAAAGACAAAAAAAAUUCUUACCAGGAAAUGAGACUUUUAAAAGCAAUAUUUCCAUUAACAUUCUCUUAUCAAGAACAAACAUUGACAUAAAGAGUGCAUUUAUUUUUUGUAUCACUGCAAGUAUAUUGGAAUAUGCAAGGACUGUGGUUAAAAUUAGAAUGUAUAAGGCAUAUUAUAAUUUAGUUCAUGCUAAAAAAUUUUUUUUUAAAGAGACCAUUGCUUGGUUCAUAAAUGUCCAUAAAUUUGAGUGAUCUCUGAGUUAGACAUAGAUUUUCUAUUUUGUUUUAAUUUGUCAUUUUUUUUUCCUAUUUGAACUUUAGGUACACAUAACUUAUGUCAUUUAUUUAUGGUCUUUUAUACCUAGUUUGUAAAAUUGUAAAAUAGCAAACUCAAUGCAAAGGUUUGCAUUUGAAAAUAAUAAAGUAGUUACUGUACCAA